Messenger RNA from Diaporthe amygdali, 1455 nucleotides. RefSeq lists its product as uncharacterized. The transcript is spliced from 5 exons. Bases 1 to 1455 code for a protein of 484 amino acids. Gene Ontology annotation, biological process: cellulose catabolic process. Lineage: Eukaryota; Fungi; Ascomycota; Sordariomycetes; Diaporthales; Diaporthaceae. The record is from RefSeq and is a predicted model, not a curated record. Gene Ontology annotation, cellular component: extracellular region. Gene Ontology annotation, molecular function: hydrolase activity, hydrolyzing O-glycosyl compounds; cellulose binding.
AUGGCCGUCAAACACGUUCUUCUCGCCGCUGCCUUGGCCAGCGUGGCUCUGGCUGCGCCCGUCGAGGAGCGACAAAACUGCGGUGCCGUAUACUCCCAGUGUGGCGGUACAGGCUGGACCGGAUCGACCUGCUGUGCGUCUGGGUCGACUUGCAACCUCGUCAACCAGUAUUACUCACAGUGCCUGCCCGGCUCUGCUGCGAGCUCCAGCGCCACAACAUCCAAGACCACCUCCGCAGCCACCUCGUCGACAAGCAAGGUCAGCACCAGCUCGGCAUCAACCUCCAAGGCGAGCACCACCAGUGCAAGCUCGGCGACUACCUCAAGCAAGCCGUCGACCACGAUCUCUGGAGGUGCCGGCACCACCGCCUCGUACAGCGGCAACCCCUUCGCGGGCGUGAACCAGUGGGCCAACUCGUACUAUGCUUCUGAGGUCUCGGCCUAUGCCAUCCCCACGCUGUCGGCGGCCAUGGCCACAAAGGCCGCCGCAGCCGCCAAGGUGCCCAGCUUUCAGUGGCUUGACACUGCCGACAAGGUCGACACUUUGAUGGCAGACACCCUUGCGGACAUCCGCACCGCCAACAAGGCCGCCAGCACCCCGUACGCCGGCUUGUUCGUAGUCUAUGAUCUCCCCGACCGUGACUGCGCGGCGGCCGCCUCCAACGGCGAGCUGAGUUACGCCAACGGCGGCGCGGCCAAGUACCAGGCCUAUAUCGACUCGAUCCGCAAGCAGAUCAUCGCCUACUCGGACAUCCGGAUCCUGCUGGUCAUUGAGCCCGACUCGCUUGCCAACCUGGUGACGAACCUCAACGUCGCCAAGUGCGCCAACGCCAAGGACAACUACCUGGCGUCGGUGAACUAUGCCCUGAAGCAGCUCAACCUGCCCAACGUCGGUGCCUACAUCGACGCUGGCCACGCCGGCUGGCUGGGAUGGUCGGCCAACUUGCAGCCCGCCGCAGACCUGUUCGCCUCGGUGUACAAGAACGCCAGCUCCCCUGCUGCCGUGCGUGGGUUGGCGACAAACGUUGCUAACUACAACGCCUGGUCCGUCGCCACUGCACCGUCUUACACCCAAGGCAACUCCAACUACGACGAGUCCCACUACGUCCAAGCCAUCCAGCCUCUCCUCAAGGCUGAAGGGUUCGACGCGCACUUUAUCACCGACCAGGGCCGUUCCGGCAAGCAGCCAACGGGCCAGACUGCGUGGGGAGACUGGUGCAACGCCCUGGGCACUGGGUUCGGUCUUCGCCCCAGCUCCAACACCGGCCUCGACAUCGAGGAUGCCUUCGUCUGGGUCAAGCCCGGCGGCGAAUCUGACGGCACCAGCGACACCAGCGCCACCCGGUAUGACUUCCACUGUGGGCAGUCGGAUUCCCUCAAGCCUGCUCCCGAGGCCGGUACCUGGUUCGAGGCGUACUUCGAGCAGCUCCUGACCAACGCCAACCCGGCUUUUUAA